Molecule: messenger RNA, 1842 nt
Organism: Acomys russatus (golden spiny mouse)
Lineage: Eukaryota; Metazoa; Chordata; Mammalia; Rodentia; Muridae
Gene: Nup54
Product: nucleoporin 54
Exons: 13
Coding region: 130-1821 (563 amino acids)
Biological process (GO): nuclear pore organization; NLS-bearing protein import into nucleus; protein localization to nuclear inner membrane
Cellular component (GO): nuclear pore; nuclear pore central transport channel
Molecular function (GO): structural constituent of nuclear pore
Source: RefSeq, a predicted model, not a curated record
UCCGCUUAGGUCAGAAAGGGGGAAGGAACCAAUGGUACGGCCCGAGGUUUCCCAGCCGGACGGAAAAAGCGGAGCGCACUGAGCGGAGCGCCGCGGGAGCCGGGACCACCUAGACGCUGCUCCCGCGACAUGGCUUUCAAUUUUGGGGCUCCUUCGGGCACUUCUGGCACCUCUGCAGCCACCGCGGCACCGGCGGGAUUUGGUGGGCUUGAGACUGCCAACUCCACCGCCAGUGGGUUUAAUUUUGGGGGUUUCGGAUUAACUGCUAAUCCUGCAGUGAACUUUAAUAUUGGGAAUUUCGGUGUUUCUACUACCUCGGCGACUCCUUUCAAUUUUGGUAACAGUCUGGCGAGUGCAGGUGGGUUUGGAGGAUUUGGAACCACCACUACAACCGCAGGCUCUGCGUUCAGCUUUUCUGCCCCAACAAACACAGGCAGCACAGGCCUUCUCGGUGGCACUCAGAACAAAGGUUUUGGCUUUGGUACUGGUUUUGGCACAGCGACAGGAACUGGCACUGGUUUAGGCACUGGUUUGGGAACCGGACUUGGAUUUGGAGGAUUUAAUACGCAGCAGCCACAGCAACAGCAGACUGCUUUAGGUGGUCUCUUCAGUCAGCCUACACAAGCUCCUGCCCAGUCCAACCAGCUGAUCAAUACUGCCAGUGCUCUUUCUGCUCCAACGUUAUUGGGAGAUGAGAGAGAUGCUAUUUUGGCAAAGUGGAACCAGCUGCAGGCUUUCUGGGGAACAGGAAAAGGCUAUUUCAACAAUAACAUCCCUCCAGUGGAGUUUACACAGGAGAAUCCCUUUUGCCGAUUUAAGGCUGUGGGUUAUAGUUGUAUGCCCAAUAAUAAAGAUGAAGAUGGACUAGUGGUUUUAGUUUUCAACAAAAAGGAAACGGAUAUAAGAGGCCAACAACAGCAGUUGGUAGAAUCAUUGCAUAAAGUUUUGGGAGGAAACCAGACCCUUACAGUCAAUGUGGAGGGCAUUAAGACACUGCCAGAUGAUCAGACAGAAGUUGUCAUUUAUGUUGUUGAACGUUCUCCAAAUGGCACCUCAAGAAGAGUCCCAGCGACAACACUGUAUGCCCACUUUGAACAAGCCAACAUUAAAACGCAGCUGCAGCAGCUCGGGGUGACCCUGUCUAUGACCAGAACAGAACUGUCUCCUGCUCAGAUCAAACAGCUUUUACAGAACCCUCCCGCUGGUGUUGAUCCUAUUAUUUGGGAACAGGCCAAGGUGGAUAACCCGGAUUCUGAAAAGCUAAUUCCUGUACCGAUGGUGGGCUUCAAAGAACUGCUUCGAAGACUGAAGGUUCAAGAUCAGAUGACUAAGCAGCAUCAGACCCGAUUAGAUAUCAUAUCUGAAGACAUUAGUGAACUGCAAAAGAAUCAAACUACAACUAUAGCCAAAAUAGCACAGUACAAGAGGAAACUCAUGGAUCUCUCCCAUAGGACUUUACAGGUCCUAAUCAAACAGGAAAUUCAAAGGAAAAGUGGCUACGCCAUCCAGGCUGAUGAAGAACAGUUGCGGGUUCAGCUAGAUACUAUUCAGGGUGAACUGAAUGCGCCUACUCAGUUCAAAGGUCGACUGAAUGAACUGAUGUCCCAGAUCAGGAUGCAGAAUCAUUUUGGAGCUGUGAAAUCUGAAGAAAGGUAUUACAUAGAUGCAGACCUAUUACGAGAAAUCAAGCAGCAUUUGAAACAACAACAGGAAGGCCUUAGCCACCUAAUUAGCAUCAUAAAAGAUGACCUAGAAGAUAUAAAGCUGGUAGAGCAUGGGUUGAAUGAGACCAUCCAUAGCAGAGGCGGCGUCUUUAGCUGACCAUUUCCAAGCGUUUCCAGA